UGUAUUCGCCAGCAGUUUGAAGUGCGUGUCGGGAUUUGUUUUCAAUUAAAUUUGUUUUGUUUUAAUAAUUGUUUAGUUUAAUUUAUCUAAUUGGGCAACUACUUCAAAAUUGCCUACGAAUUAUAUUAGUUAUAUUAGUUUCACGGUUCUCAGUGCCGAGGCGCUUCCUUGCUAAUUGAAUUACAUUACACAAACACAACCACAAAGGCUACGUCAUAAGCUAUUUCCAUCCAAACAUACUCGAGUUAUGGAACAACAACAAAAACAAGAGCAACAAAUGGCAACCGAAGUGGAAACCGCAACACCCACCGCCCACACAGCUGAGUUGCAGGAGCAAUUGGAGCAUUGCUUCGAGAAUUUAAUUGUAAUCGAUGUGGGGGCAAAUUUGACCAAUAAAAAGUAUAGCCGUGAUCUGGAUUCCGUGGUGCAAAGAGCAAGAGACGCAGGUGUUCAAAAACUUAUGGUCCACGGCACUUCGGUCAAAUCGAGCAAGGAAGCGCUGCGCCUUUCGCGCAUUUAUCCCGACAUAAUCUACUCAACUGCUGGCAUCCAUCCACACGACUCGAAAUCCAUUGUGGAGGAGCCGUCCACAUGGUUUGAUUUCGAGCACAUUGCCAUUGCCCAGGAAUGCGUCGCUGUGGGUCCUUGCGGACUGGACUAUCAGCGGGAUUUCUCCGAACCCGAUGUCCAGAAGCAGAUCUUUGCCAAGCAACUGCAAUUGGCCAUUCGACUAAAGAAACCUCUGCUAAUUCACGAGCGGUCGGCUCAAACUGAUCUACUCGAAAUCCUUGACAAAUUCGAGAAUUUGCCGCCUGUGAUUAUUAGAGGUUUCAUGGGCACAGCCGAGGAAGCCCUUAAGUAUUUGGAUCGUAGAUUCUACAUCAGUUUAACUGGUUACUUGUGCAAGGACAAAUCGGACACUGGAGUGCGCAGGCUGUUGGAGAAUGGCACCCUACCCUUGGAUCGUCUGCUGGUAGAAUCGGAUGCACCAUUCAUGUAUCCAAAUACCAGGGCAUCCAAAUUACCCCAACAUGUUAAGACUGGCAUCACAGAACGUUCUCUCCUGUACUUACACAGAUAUUGCACCUUUCAACGUAACGAGCCUUGUAGCUUGCCGGCCAUAGUAGAAAUGAUAGCUGCAUUCAUGAAGAAAAGUCCCGAUGAGGUAGCUUUGGCCACCGCAUUUAAUGCCUUAAAACUCUUCGGCUUGUCCUAGAGGUGCACUAACUAAUUCAUACCGACAGAAAUUCAACGAGCCUGAGAUUCACCGUAGAGACUCACAUCAUGUGCCUUAAACAUUAAUCGAAUUCGACUUCAUACACCCAACACACAAUUACGAACUACGUAUACUCUAAAUGAAGUAUACUUUUCACUCCUAUAAUACUAUAUUGCAUGGCGAAUUUUCGAUCGUAAAUUUGCCAAUUUAAUUUUAAGUUGUUGGAAUUUCCCCCACCGUCGUGUGGGGGCCAGAAGGUGCCAAGGUGGUGCCACGUUUCACGCUUCGCAGCACGCGCGUGCUAAUUGUAUGUUAAAUGCUGCAGUUUGUCUUGUGUUUUUUUCAUCUGUAUUAGUUUAAGGGUUCUUGUUUUAGUCCUAGUAUAUAGUACAAUUUUUUUGUAAAUAUUUAUUCUUGUUGUUGAUGAUGAUUGUGAGAUAUGAUGAUAAUGAUGAUGUAAACGUAAUGUGAUCAUUUUACGAGCUAAAUAUUUAUGUCAUAUAGAAGGAAUGCCACACUAGUUAGUGCUAUGAUUGAUGCCUAUAUACACAUAUUAUAAUAAUAUCUACUAUAUACUCGUAUAUAUAUACAUAUAUAUAUUUUUGUUAAAUUUACAUAUACACACAACGUUGUACUGAACUGAUCUGAUCAACUAAUGGAGCUGCAACCGCUAUGUGCCCUUUCGUUCGCACACAAAUACAAAAACCUAUUUUCCAUUUGAAUAAAGCGACUUUAAAAAACCAACAAAACAAAUAGAAAGAAAAA
This is a messenger RNA of Drosophila willistoni, 1981 nucleotides long. Its product is annotated as 3'-5' ssDNA/RNA exonuclease TatD. Gene Ontology annotation, molecular function: single-stranded DNA 3'-5' DNA exonuclease activity. The coding region runs from base 248 to 1216 and encodes 322 amino acids. NCBI's taxonomy places the organism in Eukaryota, Metazoa, Arthropoda, Insecta, Diptera, Drosophilidae. The record is from RefSeq and is a predicted model, not a curated record. The transcript has 4 exons. Gene Ontology annotation, cellular component: cytosol.